UAGAUAGAUAGAUACUCUUUAUUGUUUCCUCCAAAACAUUACAAUAGUAAACUUAUUAUAGAUACAAACAAUUACAAACAGUAUUUUUUAAUAAUUUUUUACUAUUUUAAAUUGAAUAAAUGAUUUUAAAAUAUUUAUUUUAAUUUUUCAUUUAUUAUUAUUGUAUUUUUUCUUUACUAUUUGUUAUUUUAAAGUGUCCCCCAUAGAGUCCGGCACAGUGGGCGUAUUCGUCACUUCACCUACGACCCCUUACACAUAUAACAGGGUGCAUGGUGUCCCAGCCCAUAGUGCAAUUCUACGCACGCGCGGGAGCACAGCGCCGCCCCAGUCUAGUCAUGGACAAUAUAGACUUUAAGUUUUGCAAAUAGACUUUAGAUUUUUAUUUUUUAUAUUUCUUCUUAUAGUUUAUUUUUAAUAGUAAUAUUUUUUUUUUUAUAAACUUAUAAUAAUAAUAGUGUUGUGUGAGAUUGUGAACUUUAGUGUUGUGAUUAUGCUAUAGCAUUCAAAACUACUAGGAACUAUUAAUAUUUUUGAGGUAACCUCAAAAUGUUCAGCACGAGUUUUGAAGAUUUUUGCGACUUCAACGACAGUAUUUGCAGUAACGAUUCAGGUUUUGAAAGGUCCUAUGCAGACUCCUCAGCUACUCCAACGUCAGCAAACAGUACGCCUAUAAAACACGAUACUAUAGAUCUAGGUGUAUCUCUCACACCAACCAAAGACACCAUUAUUCGGAGGAAACUAUUUACAGAUGAUUACGAAUACUCUUAUCAAGAACCUUUGGAUAUUAAGAAAUUUGAAAAUAGUAUUAAAACCACGUCAACUCCCAUAAAAUCUAAAGAAAGAAAGGCGAGAGAUCCCAAUAAACCGAAAAGGAAAUAUGCUAAUGGAAAAAACAGAGUGACAAGAUCCAAAAGUCCAACGCAAAUAAUGAAAAUAAAAAGGAAUAGAAGAAUGAAGGCCAACGACAGAGAAAGAAACAGAAUGCACAUGUUGAACGAAGCGUUGGACAGACUCAGGUGUGUUUUGCCAACAUUUCCAGAAGACACGAAGCUAACGAAAAUCGAGACCUUAAGAUUUGCACACAAUUAUAUUUUUGCUCUUAGUCAAACCUUAGAAUCUCUAGAUAAUAUAAAUGCUGGGCAAAUACCAUCCGAAGGGUUUGCUUUAAAUUACGAAAAACUACAAAAUUACUCUACUAUUGGAGAGAAAGUAACCAAAGAUGCCUUUAGAGAUAUAUUUCUUGUACCCAACAAAACUGAGGAGUACAACAGCGAUGGCAGUUACAGAUGUUUUCAAGGUUUCAGUAGACCUUUUCCCAAUGGAUCUAAUUUCAUGCAAACUCCUGAAGGUGUAUUGAUAAAUGUUGGAAAUGUUACCGUGUCUGUUAAUAACAAGGGUGGUAAUUGUAUAACGUCCACGACUGGUAGCGGUUUCUUUACAAAUCCAUCUAGUUUCGAAAACAAUACAAUCCAAGAAAAUUGUUAUAGUCAAAGACAGUUUGCACCGUGUAAAAAUACUAUUGAUGCUUACAAUUCGAAUGUACAUAAUAACACGGAGGAGUAUUUUAACCAUGCAAACUAUGAAAUAUUUAAAAACGCUUUUGAGAAUGCUAAAAACAAAAGACCAGUAAGAAAUGAAGCUUAUUUAAAUAGUUACGAGGCAUACCCAAACGCUAUGUAUGGAUACAAUGAGAGAAAUUGUAAUGACAAUUAUUAUUGUCAAAAUAAUACAUAUUAUAAUGAACAAAGAAAUUAUAGAAAUUUUUAUAAUAGAACGAAUAAUGUAGUAAAUGCACAAAUUUAAAUUAUUUUUGAUAACAAUAUACAAAGACAAUGUAUAUUAAAAACUAGUCAUUGUUUAAGGAUGAAAAUAUAUAUUUUGUAUUUUUUUUUUUAAUUCAGGUACUUGAAGACAAUAACGAAAGAAUUGAUCAA
Molecule: messenger RNA, 1934 nt
Organism: Galleria mellonella (greater wax moth)
Lineage: Eukaryota; Metazoa; Arthropoda; Insecta; Lepidoptera; Pyralidae
Gene: tap
Product: basic helix-loop-helix neural transcription factor TAP
Exons: 2
Coding region: 547-1803 (418 amino acids)
Molecular function (GO): protein dimerization activity
Source: RefSeq, a predicted model, not a curated record